Messenger RNA from Trichobilharzia regenti, 599 nucleotides. Lineage: Eukaryota; Metazoa; Platyhelminthes; Trematoda; Strigeidida; Schistosomatidae. The record is from the annotation of a GenBank genome assembly.
AUGAAAUUUGAUGUGCAAAUUCUGCUAGCCUCCUUGUUAAUUGUCAUCAGUGCAAAUUACGCUUUGUCAUCCAAAUGUUAUAAAUGCGAUCCAUGUCCAAAUCCAUUCGAUCCUUUAUCUAAAGACGUAAAGAAUGCAACUGAUUGUAAAUGGUGUGCGAAAGUAACAGUUUCCAGCAUCUCACCGAAGGUAGUUAGAGAAUGUACAAGCGAGUGUUCGAUUCACAACUGGGAGAAGAAAUACAAUUCAUUUAGUUAUUUAUGCUGUACUGAUGACUUUUGUAAUUCAACUGUCCAUAAUUGUUCAGUUCAUCGAAUACUUCUUGCAGUUCUCUUGGUCAUCAUUUGCUUUUAUAUUAAUCAAAAUAAAUAAACAGAAAAAAUAUUUUCGGCAUACUCAAUUUGAUCUAUUUACAUCAUAAUUAUUAAUGACGUCAUCUUGCUUAAUUUGUACAUCUCACCUCUUAAUCUAUGUUUAAACCUGUGCUCCAUGUAGAAUGAUUGUAAUUCAACUCAUGUGAGAGGUUAAUCGCUUUCUAUGUUACAUUUAUGUCAUGAUUUCAUUCCGCCUUAUUUUGUAAUAAAGUCAUAUUUAAAAAA